Messenger RNA from Micropterus salmoides (largemouth bass), 972 nucleotides. It is a transcript of the gene cfap20, whose product is annotated as cilia and flagella associated protein 20. Bases 214 to 798 code for a protein of 194 amino acids. Gene Ontology annotation, cellular component: motile cilium; ciliary basal body. NCBI's taxonomy places the organism in Eukaryota, Metazoa, Chordata, Actinopteri, Centrarchiformes, Centrarchidae. Gene Ontology annotation, biological process: cilium assembly; regulation of cilium beat frequency involved in ciliary motility; positive regulation of cell motility. The record is from RefSeq and is a predicted model, not a curated record. The transcript is spliced from 6 exons.
GAGAGACAUAUGGGGAUAUUACAAUAAACGACAAUUCAAACCUUUUCAUUUCUGGCACCGGAACGGGUUAUUUUGUACCACACGGAACUAAUAGCGUUGGGGACGGAAACAAAAUCUGUAAACAAACGUAACGCUGGUUAGCAACAGUUCUUUAGUGGAUUUAAACACAUGUACACAACGACUGUGUGUGAACGUUAGUUCAGCUCAAAGAAGAUGUUUAAAAACACAUUUCAAAGCGGAUUCUUGUCUAUUUUAUACAGCAUCGGCAGCAAACCACUUCAGAUAUGGGAUAAAAAGGUGAGGAAUGGUCACAUCAAGAGAAUCACAGACAAUGACAUCCACUCACUGGUGUUGGAGGUUGAGGGAACAAACGUCAGUACCACGUAUAUAACAUGUCCUGCUGACCCCAAGAAGACAUUGGGCAUCAAGCUUCCUUUUCUCGUUAUGAUCAUCAAGAACCUCAAGAAGUAUUUCACCUUUGAAGUCCAGGUGUUAGAUGAUAAAAACGUCCGUCGGCGGUUUCGGGCGAGUAACUAUCAAAGCACGACACGAGUGAAGCCGUUUAUCUGCACCAUGCCUAUGAGGCUCGACGAUGGCUGGAACCAGAUUCAGUUCAACCUGUCAGACUUCACCAGGAGGGCCUACGGAACCAAUUACAUUGAGACGCUGCGUGUACAGAUCCAUGCCAACUGUCGAAUAAGGAGAGUGUAUUUCUCUGACAGACUGUACUCUGAGGAUGAGCUUCCGGCAGAGUUUAAACUCUACCUGCCUGUCCAGAACCAGAAAGCCAAGCAGUAGAGAUUCUCAACCUGCACUGUUCCCCCUGACCUGAUGGCCAGGUUUAGCUGUAAGAUUUUCUGCGUGGAGACAUAUGACAAACUUAAAAAUGUUGUAAUAUUGUUAUUUUGGAACUUUUGAGUUUUCAGUGCCGUCUUGUGAUGCUCUCUACACAAUAAAGUUUUUAUGGACUCA